Neoarthrinium moseri is the source of this 393-nucleotide messenger RNA. RefSeq lists its product as uncharacterized. NCBI's taxonomy places the organism in Eukaryota, Fungi, Ascomycota, Sordariomycetes, Amphisphaeriales, Apiosporaceae. The record is from RefSeq and is a predicted model, not a curated record. The transcript has a single exon. The coding region runs from base 1 to 393 and encodes 130 amino acids.
AUGUCCUCCUCACCCCCGACCUCGAACGCGCACCCGGAGCUCCGCGCCUCGUACAGCAACGCGUCCACGACCCCGGCCACGUCCUCGGAGCCCUUCGUCCUGGCCGCCCCGCUCCCCUCCGUCCCGUCGUCAUCGUCGUCGUCGUCGCCGCCGACCGCCUACCUGGCCGCCCUGCGCUCGGCUGUCGUCGCGACCCAGCUGCAGAUCAACGAGGCCCUGACGGCGCGGAUGGAGGAGGACAAGGCGCGCGAGGCCGCGGCGGCAACCGAGGGCGGCGCAGCCGCGGCAGGGAACAGCGCCAGCAAUAAGAAGCGCCAGAAGGGCCCCGCGCCCGCGGUCGACGAGGACGCCGAGGAGGAAAACUACGGCGAGGAGGUCGUCGAGGAGGACUGA